AUGGCGGCGGUGCGGGGCUUGGCGGGGGCCCGGGCCGUCCGGAGCUGGCUCCGGCUCCCGUGUCGGCGGGCCUACUCCGCCCUGCACGUCGACGACACGGUCAACGGGCUCAGCGAGGAGCAGAGACAGCUCCGACAGACCAUGGGCAAGUUUCUGCAGGAGCACCUGGCCCCCAAGGCCCAGGAAAUCGACCAGAGCAAUGAGUUCAAGAGCAUGCGGGAGUUUUGGAAGCAGCUGGGAAACCUGGGCGUAUUGGGCAUCACUGCCCCUGCUCAGUUCGGCGGUUCCGGCCUGGGCUACCUGGACCACGUGCUGGUGAUGGAGGAGAUAUCGAGGGUCUCGGCCUCCGUGGGGCUGAGCUACGGCGCCCACUCCAACCUCUGCAUAAACCAGCUGGUGCGCAACGCCAACGAGGCCCAGAAGGAGAAAUACCUCCCCAAGCUGAUCAGUGGGGAGCACAUCGGAGCCCUGGCCAUGAGCGAGCCCAACGCUGGUUCUGACGUGGUCUCCAUGCGGCUCAAAGCUGAGAAGGAAGGGGACUUCUACAUCUUGAACGGAACCAAGUGCUGGAUCACCAACGGGCCGGACGCGGAUGUGCUCAUCGUCUACGCCAAGACCGACCCGGGGGCGGUGCCCGCCUCCAAGGGCAUCACGGCCUUCAUCGUGGAGAAGGGCAUGCCGGGCUUCAGCACAUCCAAGAAACUGGACAAGCUGGGCAUGAGGGGCUCCAACACCUGUGAGCUCAUCUUCGAGAACUGCAGGGUUCCUGCCUCCAACAUCCUGGGACAACUGAGCAAGGGGGUGUACGUGCUGAUGAGCGGCCUCGAUCUGGAGCGACUGGUGUUGUCCGGAGGCCCCUUAGGGCUCAUGCAGGCCGUCCUGGACCACGCCAUCCCCUACCUGCACGUACGCGAGGCUUUUGGCCAAAAGAUCGGCCACUUCCAGCUGAUGCAGGGUAAGAUGGCAGACAUGUACACCCGCCUCAUGGCCAGCCGGCAGUACAUCUACAACGUGGCCAGAGCCUGCGACCAGGGGCACUGCACUGCCAAGGAUUGUGCUGGUGUCAUCCUCUAUGCAGCAGAAUCAGCCACGCAGGUGGCCCUAGAUGGCAUCCAGUGCCUGGGUGGCAACGGCUACAUCAAUGACUUCCCUAUGGGUCGUUUCCUCCGCGACGCCAAGCUGUACGAAAUCGGGGCCGGGACAAGCGAGGUCCGACGGCUGGUCAUCGGCCGGGCCUUCAACGCAGCCUUUCAGUGACCCCGGUCGCGCCGGCCCACCCCAGCACCCAGAGGCCUUCAGAGGGGAGCGCUGGAGGGGGGCAGCCUCUGCCCCUCAUGUCUUUACUUCCCUCUCCCUCCCCUUCUUCUCUUCCCCUUUACUCCUGUCGUGGCGAGUGGGUUCCCAUUGAGGCCACCAGGUCUCCCCGGCUGUGCUGACCAAGGCUGGGGAGGAGGAGGUGGCGAUUGUCCCGUUUCCCUGCCGCAGGUCCGCCCCUCCUCCGUUUCACUUCUGGGGGGAGACUAGAUGCCUGUGCCCUCCGCUGCCCACCCCAACUCAGGUGGCGUUGGGCCUGGAUCUCCUGCCCCACCUCAGGCUCCUGGGAUUUCUUCCUGUGGACAAGAAGUGGGGCUGUCCAGUAGCCAGCUCGCUCCAGGGCAGCUGCAGCCAUGGCACCCCCGAGGCUGAAAAGUCUGACCUCUGCUGCUGCCCCUUCUUGUCCAGGUGCCCUUCCUCCUCCAGAAACCCAAUCCACAGCUGCAUUCCACAUGUGUACGAACAUAGACACACACAUGCUCACAUACAUGGCCCUCGUGUGCCCGGGUUGUGGGCCUUCCCUGCAAGCCCAGCUGCAUGCGGUGUAGCCCAUCCCUCUGCCUGCCGGGUUGCUGUGCCAAUGGUGGCUGCUCUGCCCUCCCCUUCUCCACCUCCAGGACUUCGGGAAUUGCCCCAGGGUGGUGCCCCCCUGCUGUCUUUUCCUCUUCUCUGCUUGCCCUGCCCUGCCUCCACUAGCCUUUUAAAUAACACUUUGGCCCUAGAGAGGGUCAGCUCCUCCUGUGGGUCCGGCGACAGCUGGACCAUGCACCCCCCCGUCCACACUCUGCCCCGGCUGGGCAGUUCGCAGUUGCAGCAGGGCAGUUGUUGCAACAGUUGUGGACCCUGGAGCUCAGCUGGCUCCAAGCCGUCUCUUUGCCCCCAGCCCCCUCUGUCCCUUCCCCCAGCUUCCAUCUCUACCCCCCGACUCCUGCGAACCUCGGCCGGGUUUGGGUGACCCUUAGCAGGGCGUGCCUCGCCUCCCCCGGACUCCUGGGGCCCGCGGGGCCGCCUCGCCUGCCCCAGCAGGUGGGAGUAGCAGAGGCCUUGUGUCUAAACCAUCCCUACAUGCCGCCCUGUCCCUACCAGCCAGGUGGGCUCUACCAUUUUGUACCAACCAAAUAAAUCUGUGUUUAAAGA
Messenger RNA from Tachyglossus aculeatus (Australian echidna), 2451 nucleotides. RefSeq names its product isovaleryl-CoA dehydrogenase (gene IVD). Gene Ontology annotation, cellular component: mitochondrion. The coding region runs from base 1 to 1257 and encodes 418 amino acids. Lineage: Eukaryota; Metazoa; Chordata; Mammalia; Monotremata; Tachyglossidae. The transcript is spliced from 12 exons. The record is from RefSeq and is a predicted model, not a curated record. Gene Ontology annotation, biological process: L-leucine catabolic process. Gene Ontology annotation, molecular function: flavin adenine dinucleotide binding; 3-methylbutanoyl-CoA dehydrogenase activity.